Molecule: messenger RNA, 363 nt
Organism: Dibothriocephalus latus
Lineage: Eukaryota; Metazoa; Platyhelminthes; Cestoda; Diphyllobothriidea; Diphyllobothriidae
Source: the annotation of a GenBank genome assembly
GCACUGGAAGCGACACUGCCAAAGCCGCAGACCGCAGAAGACGCCAAGACCUCGAUUCUUCUGCGAGUUACAUUUCUCAGUGUAUCCCAUAGGCUCCACCAAACCAUCUUCUCAGCCAAGCUAAAUGUCAUUAGAGAAUUAAAGAAGGAUGAAGCAAUUAUCAUCGUUCCAGUGCGCAAAGGACGAGCAACUGAGGUAUUGGACAAACCGGACUACGUGGCAAGAGCGCAGGAGCUGCUGAAAGACAACCAGUCGUAUAAUGCCAAUGCUCUCAAGCAAAAUGAUCACGAGCAGAUCCCGGCAGGCCAAAAGGACGAAAAACUUUUCGCUUUGGUUGGACACCGCGGUCUGAGCGGCAUCUAG